AUGGCUGAACAAGUAGAGAGGGCAUUUCUGAAGCAACCAACAAUCAACCUAAAUAACAAGGCUCGCAUAUUGGCCGGCAACAAAAAGGUUCCUCGAUAUGUUCGCAAUAUUGGACUUGGUUUCAAGACGCCCUUAGAGGCUAGCCAGGGAACCUACAUCGAUAAGAAAUGUCCCUGGACUGGUAACUGCGCGAUCCGUGGAAAUAUAUUGACUGGUGUAGUCUUGAAGAACAAGAUGACAAGGACAAUCGUUGUUCGUCGUGACUAUCUUCAUUUUGUCAAGAAGUACCGCCGUUUCGAAAAACGACACAAGAACGUUCCAGCUCACUGCUCACCAGCAUUCCGAGAUAUAGCCCCUGGAGAUUUGGUCACUAUCGGUGAGUGCCGUCCGCUCUCGAAAACUGUGCGGUUCAAUGUCUUGAAAGUUAACAAAGCCGGAUCUACGAAGAAAGGAUUUGCCAAGUUCUAA
Messenger RNA from Ostertagia ostertagi, 468 nucleotides. The record is from the annotation of a GenBank genome assembly. NCBI's taxonomy places the organism in Eukaryota, Metazoa, Nematoda, Chromadorea, Rhabditida, Trichostrongylidae.